Molecule: messenger RNA, 1762 nt
Organism: Aspergillus heteromorphus CBS 117.55
Lineage: Eukaryota; Fungi; Ascomycota; Eurotiomycetes; Eurotiales; Aspergillaceae
Exons: 3
Coding region: 115-1581 (488 amino acids)
Source: RefSeq, a predicted model, not a curated record
GACGAAUUGUCAUUAUUUCCAUGAAAAGCUGAUACUAAACCAUGUUACAGAAGUUGCGCUCUUCGCUCUGUAAAUGCGGCGGAACAGAGUAAUGCUGGCGAAUCCAGCUGCGCAAUGUCACCAUCUACGAACGCCAAACCGAAGCGGAACCCUAGGAGAGCCGUGAAGGAUCGAUGGGAGGAGGAGAAGUUAAUGACGAAUCCAGAGUCGCAGCUGGUUGAUCUGGACCUGGUGAAACUACUCGCCAAUCCUAAGGCAUGGGACUGUCUCGAGGAGAGCGAGAAACAAGAGAUCUUGAACCUGCUCCCGGAUGGCACCCAUCCAAAUCCGAAUCCUCCUGACGACGACCCGGACGCAAAGAUCCCCCCCAUCCCGGAGUAUUUCCUACGCUACUCGAAUAACUGGCGCGACGGCAUUCGCCAAUUCCAAGACGAUCUUCAGCAUGGUCGCUACGACCCGGUAUGGCAGCGCGAGGCCCAUCAGGCCAUGGAAGAGAGACUGGCAGGCAAGUUCGACAAGUUCAAGGAGGAAGAAUUCGAGCAGUUCUGGGGUCAGAAACAGAGGAUGGAUAAGAGCCAGGUGGCUGGGCAGAGCUCCCAAGUGAGAUUGAAGACUUUGAUUAAUCAGGGGGUUGUCCGCGAAAGAGAUGUCUGGAAAUACUCCCGAGUAUUCUCUAAAGGACAUCAAAAGAUCCACGUGGAGAAGGAAGCUCGAAUCGUGAAAGUCAAUGGCGCACGCUUGAACUUUAUAAUUCCGACAGGACAGCGUGUCUUUCUUUCAAUUCCGGACGUGCACAAGUCAGAGGAGACUGCCGACGAAUCGCAGACGGAUGCGGUAGUUGUUGACGGACAAGAUAUUGACUCUGCCAAAAUUGACUCUGGGGCACACCAAAAUAUGAGCGAAACUGUAGAGGCUGGCUCCUCUAAGAAACGUAAAUCCGAACUUCAACACGGCGACUGCAAAAGGCAGCGCUCAGAACCACCAGAAACAAAAAACAAAGCGGACUCUUCCACAGAACAAAGUGAGCAUACGCCUGCCGUGACUGUGGAAAUUGUCAACCCUCCGAUAGCACGAGAUACAUUCCCUACCGAACAAAGUGAGCAUACGCCUGCCGUGACUGUGGAAAUUGUCAAUCCUCCGAUAGCCGGAGGUACAACAUCUACUGAACAAACUGAAGAGGCGAAUAAUGUGGUAGUCGAAACCAACGAAGCCAACUCUCCGAUAGUCGAAGAGACAACAUCUACAGAUAAUUCCAACAGCCCUGCUCAACCCAUCGAGGAAGCAGAGAAGGUUGACGGGGCAUCGGACAACCCGUCUCAACAAGCCCCUGAACCAAACCAGGAACCCCUGGAAACAUCGGAGCUCGCUAAUACCGCUGAGGAUAUCGAUGAUAUCGGUGAGAUCUUACUUGAGGAUAUCCAGGGCCUCAACGCACUUAGCGCAAAGAUCAUAGAGACCGAUGGUCGUAUUGGAAGCAUUCCCAAUGGGAACAGCUGGAAAGAAUUCCGUGCUUACAGAGAUAACCAGGACAUGGGUACCUUGUGGGAGCUUAGACAGGCUUGGUACCAACGGCAGAAAUAGCGCGCAUGGUCAGCCUGGUCGUAGAAAGUGGCAGUUUUACUCUACACUCGCUCUCUCCUGGUGUUCAAGUGCAUGGAAAUACUAUGCCACACAAUGCUCAUUCUUAGAGUGACCCUGUGGAUGAUCAAGUCUUCGGAAUGGCUACCAUUCGCAAGAGACAUAGAACUCGUAAGACCAAUUG